Messenger RNA from Biomphalaria glabrata, 7670 nucleotides. Its product is annotated as erbin-like. The transcript is spliced from 22 exons. The record is from RefSeq and is a predicted model, not a curated record. Lineage: Eukaryota; Metazoa; Mollusca; Gastropoda; Planorbidae. Bases 723 to 4811 code for a protein of 1362 amino acids. Gene Ontology annotation, cellular component: adherens junction; postsynaptic density; postsynaptic membrane. Gene Ontology annotation, biological process: neurotransmitter receptor transport postsynaptic membrane to endosome; neurotransmitter receptor transport, endosome to postsynaptic membrane. Gene Ontology annotation, molecular function: protein binding.
UGAUGCUUAACUCCCCCUUUCUUAAUGCGGCCGCGAGGCAGAUAUUCUUAAGUAUGAUCGAAUCGCAAGUCAUUGGUUCUGAUUUGGGUCUUACACCAGCAAAAUACAACUGUAGUGUUGUGCUUCUUAUCUUUUGUAAUUGGAUCAUUGUGUUGAGUGAUUCGUUUAAUGUGUGAAUAAAUUACGAUCAGUUGAAUUCAUUGUGUUGUGAUAGUUGAAUUCUGAGAUUAUAUUAGAUAUGUGUUAGUGUACAAUUUGUUUUGUGUUUAAUAGGUACGUAGGCCAACAUAAUUGUAAACCUCAACAGUUCUUAAAAUUCAUUGUGUUGGAGUAAAUAGCAGUUCAGAAACAAGAUUAAUUCUCAAGAGACAGACGCCAAGAGGGGAACUGAGAAAAAAACGGAUAUAAUUCACCAAAUUCUUUCACAAUUUCAAAGAUUUCUGUACAUGUGGGAUAGCUGAUACAUACUCCAAUGUGGGAUAGCUGAUACAUACUCCAAUGUGGGAUAGCUGAUACAUACUCCAAUGUGGGAUAGCUGAUACAUACUCCAAUUAUUGUUUCGUCUAUUCUUUGGGAGAUUUUCUUUUGUUAAUUUGUUGAUUUUCUGUUAGUGUCCUUGUUUUGAAUUCCAUUUGGAUUCUUAUAAUGUUGUGACUGCCGUCUUAAGGGAUAAAACAUGACCUUCACUUAAGUUCCACUGAAGUGCCCCCUUGUCCAAGGACAUGGCGGGAAUCAUAGUGAAAAAAUGUCCCUGUCUGCGACCCAAGAUCGAGGAGGAGGUCAAGGUGCUGGACUAUAGACACUCCAGUCUCCACGACGUCCCCAGUGAGGUGUUCAACAGAGAGAGAACCCUUGAAGUGCUGUACUGUGAUUCCAAUCAGAUCCGAGACCUGCCCAGGGAACUCUUUUACUGUCAUGGCUUGCGACACUUGAGUAUCAGUGACAAUGAGAUAACCAACAUUCCGCCUGCUAUCUCCAGCCUGGGAAACUUGGAGGAGUUGGACUUUAGCAAGAAUGGUAUUAUUGAUGUUCCAGAGAGUAUCAAAGGUUGCAAAUAUUUGAGAUCCAUCGAUGCCAGCGUCAAUCCACUUGGCAAGCUACCUGAGGGAUUUACUCAGCUGUCCAACCUGACUCAUCUGUUUCUGAAUGAUACUUUCUUGGAUUACUUACCUGGCAGUUUUGGAAGAAUGGUAAAACUUCGAAUCCUUGAAAUGAGAGAAAAUCAUCUGAAAACUUUACCGAAGUCAUUUGGUCGUUUGACUGACCUUGAAAGACUUGACAUUGGGAAUAAUGAGUUCACAGAAUUGUCUGAUGUUAUUGGUGAGUUGACCAGCUUACUGGAACUGUGGUGUGACAAUAAUCAGAUAGCAACCAUAACACAUACUAUAGGUAACUUAAAACAGCUCAUGUUUCUGGAUGCCAGCAAGAACCAACUUCAAGACUUGCCAGGAGAAAUAGAAGGCUGUGUAGCUCUAGCAGAUCUCCAUUUGACAUCCAACAAUCUCAUGUGUCUGCCUGAUUCUAUAGGUAAUUUGAAUCAUCUGACAACACUUAAAGCAGAUGACAAUCAGCUGACAUCAUUACCGAAGACUUUAGGAGGACUAUCUUCAUUAUCUGAGUUAAAUGUCAGUAUGAAUGACCUGGAAGAUUUGCCAGCCAGCAUUGGCCUGUUGAGAAAUCUCAGGACAUUUUAUGCUGAUGACAAUAUGUUGAAAUAUUUACCAGCUGAGCUUGGGAGUUGCAGUGGUAUAACUGUACUAUCAAUGCGCAGCAACAAAUUAACUUAUAUACCAGAUGAGCUUGGUCGCAUCCCUCGUCUAAGAGUCUUAAAUUUGAGUGACAACUACUUACGUUACCUCCCUUUCACCAUCAUUAAGUUGAAAGAGCUGCAAGCUCUUUGGUUAACAGAGAAUCAAACACGACCAUUGAUUCCUUUACAAUCAGAGACAGAACCUGGAACUGGAAGAAAAAUACUGACCUGUUAUCUUUUGCCACAGGGAGCAUCAGAACCAAAUGAUGAGCGAGAUCCAACGGGAGACACUGAAAGUUUUCAUGCUUCAAUGUGGGAUGAAGAAAGACUUCUGCGCCAACAGAUUCAUUUCGAUUUUGUUGAUGAUUCAGAUGAAGAGGGUACUCUUGUACGAUGUCCAACUCCAUAUCCAAAAGAAAUGAGAGAGAAAGUGAGACAUGCACGAAAUCUAGCCAUGAGACAGAUGAUGAAUUCAGGAGAGAAUAGUGUGGAGGUAGAUACAGGUGCUAGGGAUUCAGUAGACCAUACUGGCAGACUAUCUGGUGGCUUUGAUGAGGCAGCCUAUGGUUUUGUCAGAGGUCAGUCUGAUGUGAGAAUGAGAGAAGCCAGAAUAACAAAGCCUGUAUCUCCCAAGCUGCAAGAGUCUCACAGACUGUUCAGAUUUGAUAAGGAGAAAAUUAUGAAAGAUAAAGCAAGAAUGCAACAUCGUCUCUCAGUUCCAGAUUUUGAGGGUGAAAUGAAUAAGUUAAUAAUAGAGCAAAAAAUUAAAGACAGAAAAGUCUCAGCUGAUAGCAGUAUCACUAAAAGGUCUGGUUCUGUUCCAGACUUAACAGGGAGUAAAAAUAAAGAAGGUUACAGUGCAGGAACUUUGCCUGCUGCUAAUUAUGAAGAUCUUUACUACAAGCAGAUUGUUCAUCGACACAGAGGACGUCGCUCCAGGAGGAUGAGAGAGUAUGACUCUGAUACAGGCUACCGCAGUGACAAGGAAAUUCGCUACAGAGAUGCAGACAACAGGGGUGCUAACUCUGAAAUUCUGUCUGUACGCUCUCAGCCACUGCCUUCCCACCAUUUUCACCACCAGCAGAAUGGUAGGAGAAAAGAUGGUGCUGGUUAUGCCAGUGACCUUGAAGCAUACAGUGCUGCUGGAAGCUUAUUCCCCACUGCCAAUGCUGCAGCUGCAGCCUUCCAGCAAAAACUUGGACAACGACCCUCUGCCAGCACUUCUAAUAAGCCAGAUAAUUCACCAGCAUGGCGGCCAUCUAAAAACAUUCGUCCACAAUCUCCAUCCAGAUCAGAGCCUCGGCAUGUGGGCAGCCGAACAAACAGUUUUCACCCAUCCCAUUACAGAAGGACUAGUAACCCAAAAGAAGCCAUUCCAUCAUUAGACAGAGAGAGUGUAAGGGCUAGUAAGCAUAAUGUAAGUCAUGAUUCAAAUAGCACUGCAUCUAACGAUGAAUUUUAUAAACAAUUCCCUGGCAAUGAGUAUUACCCUGCUGCCAACGUCAAAGGCAAUAACUCUAAUGAAAAACUAUAUAAUGAUGACUAUUUCAUAUCUGGUCAGCCUCAGACCAGUUUUAAAGACACUAAUUCCGGUGGCCCUUCAAAAGUACAACUAAAAGUAGGGCCACAAAUACAGAGCCCAGGGCCUCCAUCACAAAGACUCCUGGGGUCAGGGCCACCUGUUGCCCCGAAGCCAAACCUUGGCAGUCUGAGUGGGAGCAACCAAUCUCUCCAGCAUGCCCCAUCCCCAUCACCUCCAGUAUUCAGCAAAGACAGUUUUCUAGACCAGAGCACACCUGUGUCAAAUCCAGCUCCACUAUUAGGGGCUACAGCAGCAGCCAAUAUCUCCACAAGAGAGCGAAGAGGAAGUAAUCUGUAUACUGUUAUUGAAGAAAGAGGAACUGCUCAAAAAAUUUUGACUAGUCAAACUUCACAAGGUUCAGCAGCCAACACUCCACCACCUUAUAAUCCUGCUCCACCUUACAGAAGGCCUUCAGACAGUAGGACUCCUGGCCCACGAACUGAAAGGCUGUCUAGUGACUCAUCCUCAAGUCGGGUAGACUCUCCUCAUACCACAUCAUCUGCAGCCACAGCCAUGAUACUAGCUACUGCAUCAGGUGGCCCAAGUGUGCCCAGGUCACAGUCUUCCCCUUGUGGUUUCCAUGGUAAUAACCCUUUUCCUGAGCUACCAGCAACUCCAAGAGAAAAGCUUAGCUAUUCAGACUAUGCUGACCUUGAUCGCAGGAAUCAAGGCCGCUGUCAUGUCAGAGACAAUCAGACCACUAGGUCAGGCAGCAGUUCAUCACAUAUUGGUUCUGCUUCACAGAUAGGACAUUCAUACCACUCAGGAGCUAGAGCUCGAGACCGCUCAGACUCAUCAGAUUCACACAGAUCAUCCAUUAGAGAAUCACCUAAUACUACAAACAGGCAUGAAAAAACUUUUGAUCAAUACUCCGGUCCAAUGGAAGCUGCCAAUUAUGAGGACUUUACCAUGAUUCCCAACCAAGAACAAUCAUCUCAGGUCUCUAGCUCCACAGACAGUGGCUAUGGGCCAGGUGGGCACCAUGUUUAUGAACGUAUUGGGGAGUAUGCCAGAAGUAAAGCUGAGGGUUACUCCUUACGAGGAGGUCCAGGGUCACAUAGCUCAGGAGCGACCUCAACACCACCCUCACAAAGAAUGACACCUGUAAAAAAUUCUGGAAACUCUUUGUCAAGGGAUGCUACUCCUUCAAAGGAUUACAUGAAACCAGACUCCACCACACAAGAACACAGGGAACAGUUUCGAGUAACAAUAAAGAAAAGUCCUGGAUUGGGAUUUUCCAUAGCUGGUGGUAUUGGCUCCCAUGGCAAUCCAUACAGAGCCAAUGAUAUUGGAAUAUUUGUGACAAAAGUCACUGCUGAUGGGCCUGCCUCUAAACACCUUCGUUCCGGAGAUAAACUUUUAGAGGUCAACAAGGUAGACUUUCAAGCCAUUGAACACAACCAGGCGGUAGCAGUACUCAAAACCAACCAUACUGUUAAUCUACUUAUUGAGAGAAUACAGAAAGUCAACAUGGUUUAAUCUGUGAGGAUUAAGGCUUAUUUAACAUAACAGUGAUAUUUGAAAGAUUUAGUUUUAUUGAUUUAUUUUUAAACUUUAAAAAAAAAUUCUUUAUAAAUACUGAAAAUAGAUAAACAAAAUGACAAUUUAUUUUAACUUAAUUUUAACCACUUUAUUGAGCACUAUUUAUAUUUAUUACAUUUUUUUUUUCUUUUCAUACUUUAUUAUUUUUAACCACAUGGAACAAAGCAGUUAAGGCAAACACUUUUUAUCCAUCUUUUACAUUUCUUUGGCCUCAUGUCCAACUGGUCAAAUAUUUAAGCCUACUCACCUAGUUAUGUGGAAUGUCAGUAGGCCCUAUAUCAAAAAAUCAAAAUUUUCAUCCACUACAAUUCAAUGAUUAUAUUGAACAUGUACUUUUGCAAAACAUAUAUUAAUUAUUUUUUUUACAUUUCUGUCUACAAAAUAACAAUCCUUAUUUUUAUUGAAAUAUAGUGACCAGUGAUCUUAGCAUUUAUUGGAUUAUUCAGAGGGGGAACUGGAUUUUACUUAGAUGUUAAACAUAAGAUCCAAUGUUUUGAGACAUAUCAACAUAUCUAAACUAAAAGAUAUAUCCCAUCCAAAACUUAUCACUGUUUAUAAUUAUAGAUAAGGUACCUAAUUAAUGUUUUUCUUACUAUAAACAAAUACCAAUUAACUCAAAUUCUUUUGUUUAUUUGUUUACUAAUGUGUUCAGUUGUGAUGUUAAUUAAAAGCAUUUUAAAGCAAUAAUUUGAUUUGAUUAGAAUCAUCUUAGUUAUGUAAUAUUUUACUAGUUUAGUAGAUAUUUGCUUAUGCUUAAAAACCUUUUCAUUCAAUUAAAUAUGUACUAUUGAAGUCUGUUGGUUUGUACUACAAAAAGAAAACCAGUGUAAGUUUUUUUUUACAACUUUGUAUUUUAAUUUUCCUUUUGAAAAAUGAAUUAUUUAUUUGAUUUCUUUUGAUGUCAGUUGUGUUAAAAACUUUGACAUAGCAAUGUCAGUUGUGUUAAAAACUUUGACAUAGCAAUGUCAGUUGUGUUAAAAACUUUGACAUAGCAAUGUCAGUUGUGUUAAAAACUUUGACAUAGCAAUGUCAGUUGUGUUAAAAACUUUGACAUAGCAAUGUCAGUUGAAAUAAUGAGCUUGAACUUUUUUUUUUACAAGAGCUGUGUAGUAGUUGAACAUAGAGCUUUGUCUGUUAAAUGACCUUGCUAUAAACGUUCCCCGACAUUAAGACAUGAGAAACUGUGAAUUAUGGUGUUGAGAUCAAGCAUUUUUCAAAAUGAAAAACUAUUGGCAUCAAUAUCUCUCAGAUGUUGGUCAACAAUUAUUUCAUAUCUUUUCCUGAACUCACAUAUAAAAUCCUUAUAACUAUCUAAUAUGCAAAUGGCACAAUUUAUUUCAAAAGGAUUUUAAUGUCUCAAAAGUUUUUGUUAAGUUAUAACUGCUGAUUUAUAUUGCUAUGCAAAAUUUGUCUACUGUACAGUUUUUAAAAAAGUUUACUUUAGACAACAUCUAUCUUUUGUUAAGCUAAAUAUAAAUAUAUUUAUUUGAAAUUAAAAGUCUAUAGGAUCAGUAGGUCUAGUAGUGACCAUAUAGCCUACUAUCAUUUUUUAAAAGAAUAUGUAAUACCUUAUCAAUUUUUUAAAAAACAUUGUAGAUAAAAAAUAAAAAUUACUGGAUGAUAAUUCAAAUGCAUGUCAACCUGUUAGCUGCCUUAGUUUUAUUGAUUUAUUUUUAAACUUUUUUUUUCAAUUUGUAAUUCUAUAUAAAUACUGAAAAUUGAUAAACAAAAUUAAAAUGUAUUUUAUUUUUAUUUUUCAAUUGAUGGGGGGUAACUUAAGUUCAUUCUGUGUAAAAUAAAGUGUAAAUUAUCACAGAUAACAAAACAAAUAAUGUGAAAUCCAUAUUUCCUUUACUUCCAAUUAAAAUAUUUAUUUUUUCAUUAAAGUCUUACAACUUUUCACAUUUUGUACAUUAAUGUAUAUUGCAAAGUUUCAAUUAAAAUUAUGAAUAUCAAUGCUAAUUUGUUGCUGUUGAUAAGUCUACAUGUUUUAUAUAUAACUUGACACAUGUUUCUAAUUUUUACUUUGUGUUUAAACUGCUGAUGGAUUACAUUCCACUAAAUCAUAUUUCUAUUUCUACAUUUAUUCUAUACAUCUCUUUUGUACAAAGUUUAUACAUUUUUUGUGAACAUGUUUAGCUAUUUUACAAUCUGCCUUUAGAUCUACAUUCCAUCCCUAAUUUGUAUUGGUGAAUAUCAAGAUCUGGCAUAUUUUUUAAUUCUUGUUGUUUUGGUGUUUAAAUUAAUGGAAUAUAGAUUGAUAAUUAUAUUUAAUUACAUGAUGUUCAAGUUCUCUUCUUGAUCCUGUCACCAUAUACAGGCCUAUUUGAAAUGUAUAGUUAAUAAUUAAUAUGGACCUAAUGAAAAAGAAAAAUUUGAUUUGCCUGCCCUAUUAAUAAACUAGUUACCUGAUGUUUUCAUUGGCUCAUUAACUACCAUUUACUUUUGAUGGAGGAACAAAUUGUAAUUAAUUAUUCAAAUCAUUUUAAGUAUAUUUUACAAAAUUGUAUAGUACUGAUAACUUACUGUUAUUUUUGUUUGAGUAUUAUUAGACUAAUAUUAAACAUUACAAUGUAGAUUGUUGUGAAUUGUAAAUUAAUCAUCAUCUCAUGAUUUAUGUAAACAAAUUAAAUCUACAUUUCUAGUUUUGUAGUUACUUUAAGUUAUAUAGAUUGAAUGCAAGACUCAAAAAUGUUACAUUGAAAUGGCAGCAUUAUGAUUUGAUAAACAAACAUACAAACUCCAUUUUUUUAAUACAUUAGAAUUGAAUGGAAUAAAACAUGUACAUAAAUUAUA